This is a messenger RNA of Chrysoperla carnea, 2067 nucleotides long. RefSeq names its product beta-1,3-galactosyltransferase 5-like. Gene Ontology annotation, molecular function: hexosyltransferase activity. The record is from RefSeq and is a predicted model, not a curated record. NCBI's taxonomy places the organism in Eukaryota, Metazoa, Arthropoda, Insecta, Neuroptera, Chrysopidae. Gene Ontology annotation, cellular component: membrane. The transcript has 4 exons. Bases 326 to 1624 code for a protein of 432 amino acids.
AAAAAACAAGGAAAUAAAAAAGGUGAAAUUGAGAAGAGGAGAGUUAAAAAAAAUGAUUGCUUAAUAAUUAUAAAAAGUAAUUAACUGAAAAGAUCAUCAUUUAGUUUUAGUACUGUAAGUACUAACUCGUAACUAAUUAUUUAUUUAAAAUUGUGUAUGGCUAAGUUUCUUGAUUAUGGGUCUGCCUAUGCGUAAUUUUCAAAAUAUUUCUUUGUGGAGUUUGUGACGAAUUUUUAACAACAAUUUUCAUGGUAUUUUUCAUCUGUAUUUGUGAUUUUUAUGAAAUUCAUUCCAAAUAUCAACAAAGCUGGCUCAACAUACAGGAAUGGUGAGACUGCUCCGAUCGACACAAGUACUUUUGGCGGUGCUUUGUUUCGUAUCAGUUGUGCUAUGUCUAAUGAUUUAUUUGCCAACACGAUUUAUUUCGACCGCGCCAACAGUUAUUCAACAGCACGCAAGUCUUUAUUUAACUGGAACGUCAAAUGUUACCGAAGACAUAUCCACGUUACACAAUAACAAUGGAUCAGCGAUUUCAUCUUACUCAAAGGCGCAAACAGUUGGAGUGCCAGCAGCGCACGAGCCUGUUGGAGUUGCAGGUGGAACCGGUCUUGUUCCCAUUACAUUGUCAACGCUUACAAAUGUAUCAUCUACAUCGGCUAAAGCCAAAUAUUCAGAUGUACAAUCAUCGACUGCAGCUAUAAAAACGGCUGAAAAAGUUGAGAAAGCUGAGAAAGUAGCGGUUGAACCAAAAAGUAAUAUUCAAUCAAUGAUACCAGACAACACAAUACACGGAGUAUUAGCAAGUAGCAUCUACGAAGCGGGACACACGGAUUCGAAUCCAGGACUAUGUCCCAAACUGGGUGCAAAUAUUCAUCUGUUAGCAUUAGUAAUGAGUGCACCAAAUCAUUUUACUGCACGUCAAGCAAUCCGUCAAACAUGGGGCCAUUAUGCAAUGCGUCGUGACGUUGCUAUUGGAUUUUUAUUAGGUGCAACGCAAAACGAUAAAAAACUGGAAGUGGAUUUAAAUGUGGAACAACAGUUGUAUGGUGAUUUAAUUCGUGGACGUUUUAUCGAUACUUACAAUAAUUUAACAUUGAAAACCAUUUCGAUGUUGGAAUGGGUUGAUAAUUUUUGUCCAAAAACAAAAUUCGUACUAAAAACCGAUGACGACAUGUUUAUAAACAUAAAUAAAUUACUUUUAUUUAUCAACAAACACACCACAACAGGUGCAUGUAAACCAGUGAUUUAUGGACGUUUAGCAAAGAAAUGGAAACCAAUCCGUAAUGCGAAAUCAAAAUAUUACGUUUCGCUACAACAAUACAGCUCACCAGUCUUCCCAGAUUUUACAACAGGUCCUGCAUACUUGAUGUCAACAUGCAGCGUACAUGACUUGUAUGAAGCCGCCCUCAACCAUACAUAUUUAAAGUUAGAGGAUGUGUUCACAACCGGCAUUGUGGCACAUCAAUUAGGUAUUAAGCGCGUUCACGCUUAUGAAUUUUUAAAUAAACGGAUUGCAUUCAAUCCGUGUAACAUACAAAAAGCAAUUAGUAUCCAUAUGGUUAAAUAUAAUGAACAAUUUGAUCUAUGGAAGAAACUAUUAGACGGCAAAACUAAGUGUAAGUAGUCACUUAGUCAGUCACUAUCAACACUAAAAACUAACUCUAACCUAACUUUAAGUAGCUUAUUUUAUAAAAAUCAUACGUUUCGAUACCAACUUGUAUUCGUCAUCAGUAUCAACUAUCAAUUUUAUUUUUAUUUAUACAAUUACAUCUAAGUAAUUAUUGUCUUAUUAGGAACGAGCUAAUUUUGAUGAAUAAAACACUAUGGGACAUCCGGUUGGAGCUAUGUUCCUAUCGUAUUUUCGUAUAUUAUAAAUGUAGCGCUUACUUUUUUAUUCACAUGUUCAAUUUUGUAAGAUCAUUAACAAUUAAUUAAAUGAGUCUGAUCUUUAGUAACUUCUAAUUACUGUUAAUAGAUGGCGUUUUUAUAACCCUGUAUUUAUGUAAUAUAUAUCAAGGUACACUAACUUCAGUCGCCAUCUUGUUUUUUAAUGAAAAAUCCACAAAA